AUGACUAUUCGAUCAGCCUACAGUGGCACACAGCGAAAGCUCGUUCUCGCCUUCGAUGUCGGGACGACCUUCAGCGGUAUUUCCUAUAGUAUCCUAGAUCCUGGGGUAAUCCCUCAAAUUUGGGGUGUAACAAGAUAUCCCGCGCAAGAGCAAGUAGGGGCUGAUUCGAAGAUCCCCAGUGUCAUCUACUACGAUCGUCAAGGCAAAGUGAAAGCUGUUGGAGCUGAGGCUAUCCGGGAGGGAGUUGAAGAACUCGCCGAAGACGAAGGCUGGAUAAAGGCUGAGUGGUUCAAACUCCACUUGCGCCCGAAAACCAAGUCAGCGACGCAUAUAUCAGAGAAGAUUCCGUUGCUGCCACCAGGGAAGUCUGCGAUUGGCGUCUUCGCCGACUUCCUGCGUUAUCUUCACAAAUGUGCGCGGACGUACAUCGAAGAAACGCAUCCUAACGGCGUUGAUCUUUGGGAGAGCCUUGCGCGUCAGACAGAGUUUGUCCUUUCUCAUCCCAAUGGAUGGGAGGGAGGUCAGCAGUAUCUAAUGCGCAGGGCUGCCAUCAUGGCCGGCCUCGUGCCUGACACUCAUGGAGGUCGUGCUCGUCUUUCAUUUGUUACUGAGGGCGAGGCUAGCCUGCAUUUCUGCAUUCGAAGUGGUCUCACAACGGAGGCCAUGAAGAGUGGGAAAGGUCUCUUGAUUGUUGACGCCGGGGGAGGAACAAUCGACAUCAGCGCAUACAAGAAAAAGCCGGGAACCAAUCAUACCUACGAAGAAAUUGCCGCCCCACAGUGUCAUUUCCAGGGAUCUAUCUUUGUGACCAAAAACGCAGAAGCAUACCUCGUGGAUCUGCUUCAAGGCUCAAAAUUCGUCGAUGAUCUGCAUGUUAUGGUGGAACGUUUCGACAAAACAACAAAACUGCGCUUCGUGAACCCCGAGGAGCCUCAGUUCAUUAAAUUUGGUGGUGUGCGAGAUCAAGACCUCAGACUGAACAUUCGGCAUGGCCAGCUAAAACUACCUGGGACCGAAGUUGCUAAGUUUUUUAAGCCGUCAAUUAAUUGUGUCAUCAAAUCGAUUGAAGACCAGUGUAAUUCUUCUGCGACGGAUAUUUGUUCCGUAUUCCUCGUUGGAGGUUUUGCAACGAGCAAUUGGCUCUUCAACAACCUCAAAGCGACAUUCGCACCCCAGGGUUUGGACAUCAGCCGGCCUGACAGAAAUACCAAUAAGGCUGUCGCAGAUGGAGCAGUGUCGUUCUACAUCGACCACUUCGUGACGGCCCGAGUAGCUAAAUUUUCGUAUGGGAUCAACGCGAAUGAUGUCUACGACCCUUCAAAUCCAGAGCACACUGUUCGUAAAAACAAACUGUAUAUCAGUUUAGAUGGGACAACAAGGGUUGACGGUGGCUUUGAAGUGAUCUUGCGGAAGGACACGGCAGUACACGAAACGGAGGAGUUCAGACAAUCAUUCAAGGAACUUGUUCAACAUCAGACCAGCUUACGUGUUCUAUCCGCGGAAAUAAGAAGCUUCAGGGGUGUCCGCAAGGAUCCUCGAUGGAUCGAUGAAGGAGAAGAUUCCUACCAUUCACUUUGUCGCAUUGAAGCGGACGUUUCGAAUCACCAAGCCCCUUUAAAAUAUUCCCCUGAAUCCGACACAUUUUACUAUGAAGUGCAUUUCGACAUCAUCCUGUCUCUUGGCCUGACAGAAUUCAAGGCUUCUAUUGCUUGGAAGGAAAACGGAGUUGAGAAAAGGAGUCCUGCGCGAAUGGUUUAUGACCCAGAAAUGGAGAUCCCAGAUAACUCUGUCUAA
Molecule: messenger RNA, 1794 nt
Organism: Cyclocybe aegerita
Lineage: Eukaryota; Fungi; Basidiomycota; Agaricomycetes; Agaricales; Hemipholiotaceae
Source: the annotation of a GenBank genome assembly